Molecule: messenger RNA, 1599 nt
Organism: Cyprinus carpio (common carp)
Lineage: Eukaryota; Metazoa; Chordata; Actinopteri; Cypriniformes; Cyprinidae
Gene: gsg1
Product: germ cell-specific gene 1-like protein
Exons: 2
Coding region: 1170-1538 (122 amino acids)
Cellular component (GO): plasma membrane
Source: RefSeq, a predicted model, not a curated record
UCCACUGAAGUGAGUUUUAGAGCAGCUCUGGAGAUGAAGUUCAUGUGUUCAUGUCCUCAUUUAUUGAGACAAGCAUCAUGUGUGUUUGAGUUUGUAUAUCAGACAAAACCGCUCCAUUCAUUCACACAGAGACACGCAGAACAUGCACUGACUGGCACGCCUUUAUUUCUGCUGUGUUAUAAGAUGUGUUCGAUGAAUCCGUUUCCAGUAAAAAUGUUCAGAGCUUAUCACCGUUAUCGAUAUAAAUGUUAUUGCAAUCUUGAUAUGAUAUAGUUUAAUCGCACAGCCGUAGAGUUCUCUGUAGCUCUGCCUUCAUGCUCACCACUGAUCUGCCUCUGGUCUCUUUCACCUUAACACCUCUCUCUCUCUCUCUCUCUCUCUCUCGAACACUGGCUUUUCAGGACUGUAUGCUUCCUCCCAUCAGCUGGGGUUUGUGAAUGAGCGACACCUUCUUGUUCCCUUACAAUGAGGCACAAAGUCUGUUUCCAGACCCUUCACCCUCUCUGUUCCUCUCCGGUGGAAUGAGCUGCAAACCUCCAGCCGAACUACUGAGACCAUCAUAUCUCUCAAGAAGCAGAUAAAGACACACCUAUUCUGCAAACACUUAACCACCCCAUACUCUUAACCAAUCCACUUACACACACUCCUCUUCUCUAGCUUGUUUGUAUGUGACAGCUCCUGAUCACUGUAUGAAAACCUCGUCUCCACAGAAGAAAGAAAUGGUUUGAGUGACAUGAGGAUGAGAAAAUGAGUGUGAUGAGCGGACCCUGUAUGUAAGGGGAGUGUAUCAUGGGUAAGUCUGCACUUCUUUGCUGAACAACACACUGCUAUAAAUACAUUAACAUCCAGCUGUGGUGUAUGUGUGUGUGUUAGAAGCAAUUCAAGAUGAUUGUGUCACUGAGCUGGAACAGAUUGACAGAUUAGAGCGCAGGUUAAUCCUGUGUGUGUGUGUGUGUGUGUAUCAGUCACAAACACACCGCAAUGAGACUCAUUCAGUGCUGCUGGAUGUCAUGUUUCAUUGUUUCUGAAAAUACCUAUGUGACACCUAAAAUAUCAAGAGCAAGAAAUCCAGCCUUUGCUUUAGUAAGGUGAGUCUGCUUCAGGUGAUUUAUGAUGUAGAAAUAAGAAAAACGUCCCUCUUUCACUGGCUUUGGUUCUUUCUCUGCAGCAUGUCUCUUCUGUCGGUCCUGCGUUCUCCACGCUUGUCCUUCCUGCAGACGCUGCUGUCUCUGCUGCUGUCUCUGGUGUCUCUCUCGUCCUCGUACUGGUGCGUGGGCCGGCAGAAGGUCCCGAAGCCGCUGUGCUCCCCGUCCCGCCGGCUCAGGUGCACUCCGGUGCACGGCGUCUCCGACGGAUCCUUCUCCUGGGAGACCGGCGACGAUCGCUUCAUCUUCCCCUCCUUCCACGCGGGGCUCUGGACCACCUGUGAGGAGAACAUCUUCACCGAUGCCUCGGAGGAGAAGUGCCGCAGUUUCAUGGCUCUCACGCCUGCAUCAGAGAAAGGCAAUGACACACACACACACACAGAAAUGCAAUGACUCUGAAUCUCUGUUGAAGUGCUUGUGUGUGUGUGAAUCUCAACACGUGAGUGUGUGUGUG